UCGCGCGACAUUGCGCGAUAUCGCGAGUACAGCCCGAAAGCGGGCGAAAGUUUUAAGUAAGUGAGAGGAAAAAGGUGAUUGCACUGCUUAGCCGAACCUAGUCUCCCCUUGCUCUUCCUUUUAAUAAACCCCAUUCUCCCAUUACCCUCAAAAACCAUCACCAGGAUAUUGUUUGUUAAAUUUUGUUUAAUGUCAAAUGAGAACAAUGAAGGCAGAUGAAUAAUGGUGGAGGAACAGCCACGUCAGAAACAGCGAAGUUCAUUUGGGGGCUUUUCGGAAAGAGAUGAGAAAGCAGGCAUUAAGAAAUCUUCAUCUUUUGGGGCAAAAACUGAGAACCCAAGAGGAAAAACAAAGAUAAGGAAAAAGGUGGAAAGCAGCGGCAGAAUUUCAAAGAAAAAGCUAAACAACUUGAAAGUAUUCAAGAAAGCAAAGAAAAGAAUUAGGAAGGUAGAAGUUGAGAUUGCGGAAAUGAAAGGCUAUACAAAGUGCUUGAAACAGUGGAUAAUGGAGGAAACAACAAUCAUGGAAAGUGCGAUCCUAGAGAUGGAAAUAGAAGUUGGUCGGGUGAAGAGAAUGAAUGGGAUGCUCUCUUUAAACGACCAAAUUAUCAAUGAUUAUAUUAAGAGAAUGUUAGGUGUUUUUGAAGCUGAGGAUCACCUUGUUUCAUCACUAAAUUCCAAUCUCUGAAACCCUUAGCAUGAAUAAGAAAAGCUUUACGAAGCAAUGAUACCAUCAAGUUUAAUAACUUGUAGACAAGUGUUCUGAUUUAUGAAUCCAGGUUUUAUCAACUUUUGAUUUUUCUUUUUUAGUUA
Molecule: messenger RNA, 812 nt
Organism: Gossypium arboreum
Lineage: Eukaryota; Viridiplantae; Streptophyta; Magnoliopsida; Malvales; Malvaceae
Exons: 5
Coding region: 223-687 (154 amino acids)
Source: RefSeq, a predicted model, not a curated record